Molecule: messenger RNA, 2118 nt
Organism: Diospyros lotus (date-plum)
Lineage: Eukaryota; Viridiplantae; Streptophyta; Magnoliopsida; Ericales; Ebenaceae
Product: ATP-dependent 6-phosphofructokinase 3-like
Exons: 13
Coding region: 458-1924 (488 amino acids)
Biological process (GO): glycolytic process; fructose 6-phosphate metabolic process
Cellular component (GO): cytoplasm
Molecular function (GO): 6-phosphofructokinase activity; ATP binding
Source: RefSeq, a predicted model, not a curated record
GGAAAUGGAAAUUCCCAUCAACACCGCUUGCCGGUUUCCACUCUCUUUCCCCUUUCAUUCUCCCACUUUCUGUGAAAUGAGCUGUAGCGACGAAAUUUUCUCGGAAACAAAUUCUUGUUAAAAACCGCCACAAAAUCCUGCCGCCUGUUUUCUAGAAAACCAAACGCUGCCUUCAUAUUCGAGAAAACUUUCUUUUGGCAGAGGCUCAACGUUACUGCUCCCGUGGUCGUACCUGGUUUCUUCGGUCAACAAGCGUACACUCACACAUAUAUAUACACGUGAUUUCUCAUCGCUGUAUGUGCCUUUACCUGUCGAUCAGUCGAAGCUUUUUGCUCGUGUUUUGCGUGCACUUUUGCAUAUAGUUCGUCUUGAAUCUAUUCUCUGAAGUUACGUGCACUCGAUCGCUGUAUUUCGAAGCCUGUUAGUUCAAGUUCCAGGAACGGUUCUGCGGAAAGCGAUGGGAACUUCCGGCGACACUCCUAAGAAGAUCGUCACCGGCGACUACGGUUACGUUCUUGAAGACGUUCCGCACUUUAUUGAUUACAUUCCCGAUCUUCCUACUUAUCCGAAUCCAUUGCAGGACAACCCUUCAUACUCAGUUGUUAAGCAGUACUUUGUCAAUGUUGAUGACACUGUUCAGCAACGGAUUGUUGUUCAUAAGAGUAGUGCACGAGGGACACAUUUUCGACGUGCAGGCCCCCGCCAAAAGGUUUAUUUUGAAUCAGAUGAAGUCCAUGCAUGCAUUGUGACCUGUGGAGGCUUAUGUCCUGGUCUCAACACCGUUAUUAGGGAAAUCGUAUGCGGCCUCCAUCACAUGUAUGGUGUAAACAAAGUCCUGGGGAUAGAUGGAGGAUACAAGGGUUUCUAUGCUCGAAACACAAUUACCUUAACACCCAAAGUUGUAAAUGACAUUCAUAAACGUGGUGGAACAAUCCUUGGCACAUCGCGUGGUGGCCAUGAUACUGGGAAGAUAGUCGACAGCAUUCAGGACCGAGGCAUAAAUCAGGUUUACAUUAUUGGAGGAGAUGGAACUCAAAGAGGGGCAUCUGUGAUAUAUGAGGAAAUUAGAAGACGUGGUCUCAAAGUGGCAGUUGCCGGAAUCCCUAAAACUAUUGAUAACGACAUUCCUGUGAUUGACAGGUCCUUCGGCUUUGAUACUGCUGUUGAGGAGGCUCAACGUGCCAUUAACGCAGCUCAUGUUGAAUCCGAAAGCAUUGAGAAUGGCAUCGGUCUUGUCAAGCUAAUGGGUCGCUAUAGUGGGUUUAUUGCAAUGUAUGCUACUCUUGCCAGCCGAGAUGUGGACUGUUGCUUGAUUCCCGAGUCACCUUUUUAUCUUGAGGGACCAGGUGGACUGUUUGAAUAUAUAGAGAAGAGACUAAAAGAAAAUGGACAUAUGGUCAUUGUUAUUGCAGAAGGUGCAGGACAGGACCUCCUUUCUGAGAGCUUGCGUUCUAGUAAUCAGCAAGAUGCUUCAGGAAACAAGCUUCUCCAAGAUGUUGGGCUUUGGAUAUCUCAGAGGAUAAAGGAUCAUUUCUCAAGCACAAAGAUGGCCAUCAAUCUCAAAUACAUAGAUCCGACAUACAUGAUCCGGGCUAUUCCUAGCAAUGCAUCUGAUAACGUGUACUGCACUCUACUCGCGCAAAGUGCUGUUCAUGGAGCAAUGGCAGGGUACACGGGCUUCACAGUAGGCCCUGUCAAUGGCAGACAUGCUUACAUACCAUUUUGCAGAAUAAACGAGGGACAGAACAACGUGGUGAUAACGGAUAGGAUGUGGGCAAGGCUGCUAUCUUCAACCAACCAGCCAAGCUUCAUGACGGGCAAAGAUAUCAUUGAAUAUACCAGAGAUGACGAGCCACUGGCUCAAAUGUCCGACGACAACUCUUCAGAUGACAAGUUGGUCAACAAAGAGAUCAGCACGUACUGAAGAGAUAAAUUUCGCUCAUGUAGUAGAGGUCGUCACUAUUAUUUGCUUUUCCUACCACAUUUUGUUUUCCUCUAAUGUAAGCAAAAUCAGCUAGCGGCUAUUUUUAUGUUAUAAGUUUGCCUACCUUGUGACUUUGUAUUCUGAGAUACUAUGGUUGGUGUCAUAAGAAUAAAAUUUUGACUUCAUUUCUAGAA